UGGAAUCGUAAAGCUCAUGCAUAUAAUAUUCAGUUUUUACGCAGUUAGAAGGCUGUUCGUAGAAUUGAAAUUACUUCUCCCCCGUCCCUCCCUAGAGCGUUACUUUUUGCUCUUCGAGUCAUUUCCGGGAAUUGCUUUUCCUUGAUCGUGUCUUGUGCGUGUUGUCCAUUCAUUAUUCAWGAUGGAAAGUUCUAGUGAAGAGAAUUUGAUGGAAGAUUGUGAAGUUUAUUACAAGAGAGACCGCCCUCGAUUUACCAAACCUUUUGCUGUGACUGUAGUGGUGUGCAUUAUACUUUCUGUUCUCUGUACAGUGCUUGCAAUACUCUAUGCUCAAGCACAUGGCUCAACUCCUGAAGCUACUUCUGUCGAGAAACCUGGAAAGAAGUACAAAUUAUGCAAUGAUGAUCGUUGUUUUCAGCUAGGAAAAGCAAUAGUCCAUAGCCUAAAUCAAAGUGCAGAUCCUUGUAAAGAUUUCUAUGCAUAUGCUUGUGGCGGUUGGCAGGAAAAGCAUCCAUUGCAAAAAGGGAAAGAUGUCUCUAAAGUGAUAAAUCUUCUUUCGUCUGAAAUCCAAGUCAUUCUCAAAUUUGGUCUUGAAAACGCGAAACGGAACUACUCCAAGAAUGUUGCUGUAAUGAAAACGGCACGUUUUUACAAGUCAUGUAAAAACACCACAGCAAUAGAGUCAAGUGGAAUACAACCGCUGAUCAAACUGAUCGAAGACUAUGGUGGUUGGAGUAUAUUCAACAAUACUGACUCCAGCAUCAGUAUCGAAUCUAGGAUUGGGAAAGCAGCACGUGAACUUGAUGUCGAUUCUCUGAUUGUUUCAAGAGUUACUACUGAUUUUUACAAUUCUUCAAACAAAAUACUUAUGAUGAAGUAUGCCGUUCUUACAUUUCCGGACACAAGUUUCUAUUUUAACAAAAGUAAAGUGGUUCAAGAUGAGGUUAAAAAACAAAUAGUCGAGUUAGCAGAACGCUUCGGACUCAAUGACACAGCAGUGGCAAAAUUGUGGAGGCUUUACGAUUUUGAAACCAAACUUGCUCAAAUACAAAGUGGUAAAACACCAGAGGAAGAACUCAUGGAAUCUGUUCAAAAAAGUAUCCAAAAGAAAGAACCAAUCGACGAUUACAGGAUGAAAAUGAACGACUUUUGCACGAAAUCAGGAUUUUCGUGCCCACUUCUGAAAAGAAUCCUAAAGAUGACGUAUGGUCGAACCUUUGCUGGAAAUGAAUUACUACUUGUUACAAAUAUUACAUACUUUAAAAACCUAUACAAACUUUAUCAGAAAACAUUGGAUUCUGGGAAUGGUGAAGUUAUACGUGAUUAUGUGACGUUGCGAUUGGUGCGGAAAUAUCUUGCUUUUGUUAUCCCGAAUGCAUCACCAUUAAGGGAAUAUACUUGUAUCAGUGGUCAGAUGAUGAACGCUUUCGACAUGACGCUUGGAUUGCUGUACGUGAACGCUAAGUUUGACUUCAAAUCAAAGAUAACGGUUGAAGAAAUGACAAACGAUCUCAAGCAAUCGUUUGUCAAUCGACUCCAAAAGCAAACGUGGAUGGACGCAGAAACUCAAAGACUAGCUAAGGAAAAGGCCUUAGCUAUGCGGGUAUUAAUAGGUUAUCCAGAGUACAUAAAGAAUCCUAAAAAGCUAGAGAACCAUUACAAGCUGCUGAAUAUCUCAGAUGAGUUUUUCGAGAACAUGAAAGCAUUAAACCACUUUCUCAGAAUGAGAGAAAUCAACACCUAUGGGAAACCCAUAGACAAAAAUGCCUGGACUGCUGGAAGAUCUCCAGCCCAAGUAAAUGGAUUUUACAGUCCACUUGAAAAUAAGAUAACUUACCUGGCAGGCAUUCUACAAUUACCGUUCUACAGUUCAGAAUAUCCCAGCUAUAUGCAGUACGGAGGAAUAGGAAUGGUCAUUGGACACGAACUUACUCAUGGUUUUGACUCAAAAGGUCGACAGUUUGAUAAAAAUGGUAAUCUACACAACUGGUGGUCUCCCUCAUCUGAUGCUAAUUUCAAAGAAAAGUCCAAAUGUUUUAUCGACCAGUACAAUAAAUACAAACUCCAUGGAAUUAAUGUGAAUGGUUCUUUCACAAUCAAUGAAAACAUUGCUGACAACGGUGGUAUCAAAAUCGCUUACGAUGCCUACCAGAGAUGGGCUAGUAGGAACGGGACCGAAAAAAUACUCCCUGGUUUAGAAUUGACCCCUGAUCAACUAUUCUUCAUCAGCUUUGCA
Messenger RNA from Exaiptasia diaphana, 2236 nucleotides. RefSeq names its product neprilysin-4. Gene Ontology annotation, cellular component: plasma membrane. The record is from RefSeq and is a predicted model, not a curated record. The annotation marks the transcript as partial. The transcript is spliced from 17 exons. Gene Ontology annotation, biological process: protein processing. Gene Ontology annotation, molecular function: metalloendopeptidase activity. NCBI's taxonomy places the organism in Eukaryota, Metazoa, Cnidaria, Anthozoa, Actiniaria, Aiptasiidae.